Messenger RNA from Python bivittatus (Burmese python), 2025 nucleotides. The record is from RefSeq and is a predicted model, not a curated record. Lineage: Eukaryota; Metazoa; Chordata; Lepidosauria; Squamata; Pythonidae.
UGUUAAUACAGUCUUAUUUGUUAUAUGUAGCUCUCUGUGUGAUUAAUUUUGCUACUGGAUUUGUUUUAAGGCUCAGAAUAAAAUCCCUUUCAAAUACAGGUUGGCUUACUCAGACAGAAGCUGGACAGCUUACAAAAGACAAAAUAUGAGAUGGCUCAGAAUUAUGAUGCACAGCUUCAAGCCUUGAAAACUCAAUUUGCUAAGCUGACACAAAGCUACGAAAAGUUACAGUUGCAUCAAUUAAAACAAGAGAAAACUCACAGCAUGGAGAAAUGUACGGAAAACCAAGAAGCACCUUUUCAGCUGAACAGUUUAAACCAGAAAUUGGAGGAAUUUAGAGCAAAAUCAAGAGAGUGGGAUAAGCAGGAAACACUGUAUCAAAAUCAUUUAGUUUCUUUAGAUGCUCAGCGAAAAUUAUUGUCUGAGAAAUGCAAUCUGUUCCAGAAACAAGCACAAAAUUGUAAAAUCCAAAUACACUGUCAAAAACUGAAGCAAAAUGAUGGGGAUACUUGCAGCCAGUACAGAAAUGAGCAUCUCGGUGUCCAGAACUGUGUUUUUACUGAGCCCACAAAUAGGAACGAAUUCUUUAUGGAAAAACUUGAAUCAACUGUGAGUGAAAUAGCAGUGAGCAGAAACAGACUACAAGAGGAAAACUUAAAGCUCCAACAGGAAGUAAAAAUGUACCAAAGAAAAUGCCAGAACAUUGAAGACCGGCUGAUAGAAGUGAGGAAUGAACUGCAGUCUCGUGAAGGCCUCUUGAAGGUGGUGGAACUGGAAUGCCAGCAGUUACGAAAGGAAGUGGCCAAAAUCGAAGAGUAUAAAAACAAAGAAAAUCAAGUGAAGCUUCAUUCAGCUUAUACACAGUGUAUCAAGGAUCUGGAAAUAAAGAAAACUCAGAUACUUGUUCUGGAACAGCAGCAGGACAAUCAACAAAAAGAGCUAAACCAGAUAAGGGACCGACUUUAUCGGGAAGAGCAGUCCCAUCGCUCUGAGGUGGAGAGACUGAGGAUGGAAAUCUCUGGCUUGACAGAGGAGCUUCAUCAGAAGGAAAUUACUAUAGCAACUAUCAUGGAAAAUGCCGCUGUGCUGGAAAGGCACUUACAAAUGGAGUUAGAGAUAAACGAGAAAGCGUUAGGAAAACAACAGACAAUGGAUUUAUCAAAGAAAGAACACAAAGCCUGUUUGGAUUCUGCUGAUAUGCUGGAGUGUAAGAAUGGAAGGUUACACAAUGAACUUCUUAAAUGUCCAAAGGACACAGACAUGCCUUCGUUGGUGACUGCCAUUACAUACUUUGGAACAAAUCAUGCCAAGCAGACAUCUCUAAAAAUGCAGGCAAAGGAAGAGAAGCCUGUGCAGAAUUCAGUCCAGUCUGCAAUCUAUGAACAUUUUAGACACUAUCGAACGCAGGUUCCUGUCUGGCAUGGCCAACAGGACAUUAUUCUUGAAAGCAAUGGCACUUUACCUCCUCAAAGAUCAAGCAGAGAUUGUGUACCUGUAGCUGAUGGUAGAUCUCCAUCCCCGCUGGAAGCACUCCCACCAUUUUAUGGCACUUCCUUUCCUGAAAGGAAUAAAUCUGAUACAUUGCUGAACCAUGUCUACAUUGUGGAAGAAAGUCAGACGCCUUCCCCAGAGACUUUGUUUCCCGCUGCUGCAGCAGAGAAAUUCCUACAGGAGGAAGAGAGGCGAGCAAAAGACUUUGAACAGGUUUUAAACUCUCACAUUGAAGAACUGCAAAGGCAAUCAGAGAACACCUUAAAGAGCUACGCCACUCUCAAGCGAAGCUACCCCAGAUGAGCCUUUAAAAAAAAAAAAAGAACUUAAAUUGUACAGACGAUCCCUGCACCAAUCAUCAGCUACCAUUUAAAAAAAAAACUUUAUUCAAAGAAGUUUUUGUAAUGUGAGAUUUUAUAUCGUUUCGCUGUGGAUUUCAUUUCAACAUGAAUUUGGAAGAUUGUAUAUCGAAAGGUCUAAAAGAAAAUCUGGAAAUUAAAUAUGAACACUUUUUAAUUUUCAGUGCAAAUCAAA